GUCAGUUGCUGUUACAUUCGAUAAGUGAAAAGACACGAGAGCUGCGCCGACAUGCGUUUUAUGACAGUCAUGCUGAUCUUAUGCUUAUAUUCGUUUAUUUCCUGCACAAUGGCCACGAGUUUAAACAAUCCAUUAUUAGCGGUGUCAGGAAGCAUCGAAAAUUUUUCUGUUAAUUUUUUUAAGACAGUGGCGCAUAACAGCAAUUACGAGAAUCUCAUCAGUUCACCCGCAAGUGCCCAUAUUAUCCUGUCAAUGGCUGCGUAUGGGGCGAAUGAUAAAACCGCUUUACAAAUGCAAAAAAUCCUACAUUUGCCUAAUAAAAAGAGCGAUGGUCAGCAAGGUUUUCAGACUCUGUUGGAGCAUUUGAACGUCAGUAAUAAAGAUGUAACGUUUAACAUGGCCAGUAGAAUAUAUAUAGCCAACAAAUAUCAAUUGAAAAACAAGUAUAAAGAAAUGAUCAAUAACUAUUUCUUUUCUAAUGUCUGUGAGCUAGACGUCACCACGCCACAAAAAUCUGCACAAUUGAUUAAUGCUUGGAUCGAGAAGCAAACUAGUAAUAAGAUUCAUGAUAUUGUCGCAGAUGGAGAUAUCACUGCGAAUACUUACAUGUUUCUCUUGAAUGCUAUAUAUUUUAAAGGAAAUUGGAAAAAGAGUUUCUUAGAGAAAUCAACUGAGAAUAAAAGCUUUUAUAUUAGUAAGAAAAUAAAAAAACAAGUACCAACUAUGUUCAAUUAUGAUGAGUAUGUUAAUGGUAAUCUUCCAGAUCUUAAAGCUCAAUUCAUUGUAUUACCUUACAGGAACAGUGACUUAUCAAUGGUUAUCAUUAUACCAAAUAGGAUCGAAGGCUUAAAUAAUUUAAUUAGAAAUUAUAAUUCGUUAAAUUAUACUCGUCUUGAUAAGGAUGGCAUUUUCGAAAAAGUCUAUGUGUAUCUACCGAAAUUUAAGUUCGAGAGCACAAUCCAUUUGAAAGAACCAUUGAAACAGUUAGGGCUAACAGAAAUGUUCACUGAAAAAGCAAACUUCUCUGGCAUAAGCAAUAAUCCAUUGUUAGUGAACUCAAUUAUUCAAAAGGCUUUUAUUGAUGUGAACGAAGAAGGUACCGAAGCUGCAGCUUCAACAGUCUCUAUGAUGGUUCCGUAUUCAUAUAAUUCAAAUCCUCGUACAAUAAUAGUCAAUCGACCGUUUUUAUUCCAAAUAAUUGAUACUCGAAAUAAAUUGACCCUAUUUAUUGGAGCAGUUACUGAUCCAGAAAAACACUAGCAUUUCUAUCAAAUUAAAUUUGAUAUGAAAGUAUUAAAAUUUAAUUUAGUAUUACUUCGCCUUCAGUAUUUUUUGCAUUUCAUGAAAUUAUUAAAGCAGUUGAAAACAGAGUUUAC
Messenger RNA from Ceratosolen solmsi marchali, 1376 nucleotides. RefSeq names its product serpin B6-like. The transcript has 9 exons. The record is from RefSeq and is a predicted model, not a curated record. Lineage: Eukaryota; Metazoa; Arthropoda; Insecta; Hymenoptera; Agaonidae. Bases 52 to 1260 code for a protein of 402 amino acids. Gene Ontology annotation, molecular function: serine-type endopeptidase inhibitor activity.